AUGGCGUCGCUACCUACGGAGACACCUGAAAAGAAAGAUGCUGAAAAGACGCUGCCCGGAGGCAGGAAGAUCAUCAACGGCAUCAUCUACGAUGCAGAUGGCAAGCCAUGCCGGACCUGUAACGACAUGAGCGCGCUGUUCGCACUUGGCGGCAAGAAGAAGCGCGCCGCUCUCCCUCCCGCUCUCCCCAAAGACUGCCCCCCAGACGUCGCACAGCUCGGCCGCUCGUCCUGGACCCUGCUGCACUCCAUAACAGCAACGUAUCCCGAGAACCCACCGUCAUCAUUGCAAUCCGAGACAUCCAGCUUCCUGCGCACAUUUGGCAAGCUGUACCCGUGCUGGGUGUGCGCGGAGGACUUCCAGGACUGGAUGAAGACCAACACGCCGCGGGUCAGCAGUCGCAGCGAGUUCGGACAGUGGAUGUGCGAGGCGCAUAACGCGGUGAAUGUCAAGCUGGGGAAGAAAGAGUUUGACUGCACGAAGUGGGAGGAGAGGUGGAGGACGGGGUGGAAGGACGGGCGUUGCGAUCCUUGA
This is a messenger RNA of Boeremia exigua, 534 nucleotides long. Its product is annotated as ERV/ALR sulfhydryl oxidase domain-containing protein. The transcript has 2 exons. The coding region runs from base 1 to 534 and encodes 177 amino acids. Lineage: Eukaryota; Fungi; Ascomycota; Dothideomycetes; Pleosporales; Didymellaceae. Gene Ontology annotation, cellular component: mitochondrion. The record is from RefSeq and is a predicted model, not a curated record. Gene Ontology annotation, molecular function: flavin-dependent sulfhydryl oxidase activity; flavin adenine dinucleotide binding.